AUGACGACUUUGCCAAAUUUGCAAACCCUACGUGCACCGUGGCUCGGGGCCUACCACCGAAAGGGCACCGAAGCUGGAACUGGAGAGGAGGGGAGAAGAAACACUGUAAGGCAAACCAUCGUCCUGGAGGACGGAACAGAAGACAACAGGAUAGGAAGGACAAGAGACCUCUUCCAGAAAAUCAGAAACAUCGGAGGCAAUUUUCAGGCAAAAAUGGGCAUGAUCAAAAACAAAGAUGACAGGGACCUAACAGAAGCUGAAGAGAUUAAGAAAAGGUGGCAAGAAUAUACAGAAGAUCUGUAUAGGAAGGAUAAUAAUAUAGAGGAUAGCUUUGACAGUGUGGUGAGUGAAUUAGAACUAGACAUCCUGAGGAGUAAGGUUGAAUGGGCCUUAAGAAGCAUUGCUAAUAACAAGGCAACAGGAGAUGACGGGAUCCCAGCUGAGUUGUUUAAAAUCUUGGAAGGUGAUGCUGUCAAGGUGAUGCAUGCCAUAUGCCAGCAAAUAUGGAAAACACAAGAUUGGCCAUCAGAUUGGAAAAAAUCAAUGUAUAUCCCCAUACCAAAAAAGGGAAACGCUAAAGAAUGCUCAAACUUCCGUACAGUGGCACUUAUUUCCCAUGCCAGUAAGGUAAUGCUCAAGAUCCUGCAAGGCACACUCCAGCUGUGAUG
This is a messenger RNA of Anolis carolinensis (green anole), 668 nucleotides long. RefSeq lists its product as uncharacterized. Lineage: Eukaryota; Metazoa; Chordata; Lepidosauria; Squamata; Anolidae. The record is from RefSeq and is a predicted model, not a curated record. The coding region runs from base 1 to 666 and encodes 221 amino acids. The transcript has 2 exons.